This is a messenger RNA of Myotis brandtii (Brandt's bat), 399 nucleotides long. RefSeq names its product neuromedin B (gene NMB). The record is from RefSeq and is a predicted model, not a curated record. NCBI's taxonomy places the organism in Eukaryota, Metazoa, Chordata, Mammalia, Chiroptera, Vespertilionidae. Gene Ontology annotation, cellular component: neuron projection. The transcript is spliced from 3 exons. Gene Ontology annotation, molecular function: neuromedin B receptor binding; neuropeptide hormone activity. The annotation marks the transcript as partial. Gene Ontology annotation, biological process: positive regulation of hormone secretion; neuropeptide signaling pathway.
GCUGCCAGCGCCGCCUCACUCAGCUGGGACCUCCGGGAGCCCCGCAGCCGGGCCGGCAAAAUCCGCGUGCACCCGCGGGGCAACCUCUGGGCCACCGGUCACUUCAUGGGCAAGAAGAGUCUGGAGCCCCCCGGCUCAUCCCUACUGGAGACAGCUCCCCACGCCUCUCUGGGGGACCAGAGACUGCAGCUGAGUCAUGAUCUGCUCAGGAUCCUCCUGCUGAAGAAAGCUCUGGGCAUGAGCCCCGGCGGCCCAGCACCUCACACCCAGUAUAGGAGGCUGCUGGUGCAAACGCUGCAGAAGUGAUGCCAUUAAUGAGGAAGACACAACGUGGCUUAGACUGUGCGCACCCCGGGAAGGUGCUGAAGGGGACCCUGGUAGUGGCCCCAUCUGGAUGUA